Messenger RNA from Camelina sativa (false flax), 944 nucleotides. Its product is annotated as cysteine-rich repeat secretory protein 18-like. The record is from RefSeq and is a predicted model, not a curated record. Lineage: Eukaryota; Viridiplantae; Streptophyta; Magnoliopsida; Brassicales; Brassicaceae.
CACAAUAAAUCCAGAACAAUGCAUUCUUCAUCCUCUGUAUCAAAACGCCUCAUUCUGGUCCCUAUCUUGGUCGUGGUGGCCACACAACUCCUCUUCUUACGCAGCGUUUCUUCACUAAAUCUUACCAAUGCGUAUCUUCAGCACAAAUGCUUAGUCAACCAAGGGAAAUAUAAACCGGGAAGCGACUAUGAGAAAGCCCUCAUUGAUAUCAUCCAAGGCUUCUCGGAUAAACCAAAAGAUUCGUAUGGUUUUCGUACUGGUUUCGGCGUGACAGCCUAUGGUAAAGAGCCUGAUAUAGUCGCCAUCACCUUCCAGUGCCGUAUCGACUCUCGCGGGCCCAAGUGCGCUUCCUGCAUUGUCACUGCAAGUUCUGAGCUUCUUCGUAAGAAAUGUCCGAAAGAUAAAGGGGCACUAAUAUGGUACGACCAAUGUCUUGUGGAGUUUUCUUCGUUCGAUACUACAGGGCAGAUCAAUUAUGAUGACAACUUCUGUUUGACCAGCGCUAAGAACUUGAGCAACGAUGUUAUUAAUUUUUUCGAUAGGGUGGCUUUCCUCAGUAAUCUGACAAAAUUGGCCGUCACUAAGAUAGAUAAAAAAAUAGAAGGUGUCAAGAAGCCGGUGCUGUACUCGGCGGGGGAGAGGAGAUUCGGGAGGAAUAAUCUGUAUGGAAUGGUGCAGUGUUCGGCUGACUUAUCUGGUAGGGGUUGUGAAGAGUGCAUCUCAUAUUAUUUGACGCAUUUUCAAGAAUGCUGGAAACCUAAACAAGGAGUAAGAGUUUUGAGUAGAAGUUGUAGCUAUAGGUAUGAGCUUUACCCAUUUAUUAGCGCUAAGAGUCCUUACUAUACCAAGUUUCUAAAGUAAUUUGAAUAUGUAUUUUUGUUAUUUUUAAACUUUAAAUUUCCCUUACUUAACGUGAAUUUAUAGAAUUCUCUAGCAAAAGAUAA